Molecule: messenger RNA, 607 nt
Organism: Staurois parvus
Lineage: Eukaryota; Metazoa; Chordata; Amphibia; Anura; Ranidae
Source: the annotation of a GenBank genome assembly
AUGAAUGAGGAAUGUGGUCUACUGGGUCGAGACCUCUCCAAGAUGACUGAUGAAGAAAUGCUGUCUCACAGCAAAGAGGAACUUGUCAGGAAGCUAAGAGAAGAGGAAGCAGAAAAAAAUGGCAGCUCUUAUUCAAAGGGGUCGUCUUAUAAAAGAGGUCAACCGCCAGCUGCAAGGCCACUUGACAGAGAUUCGUGAGUUGAAACAAGUUAACCAUCGUCUUCAGGAAGAGAAUAGAGAGCUGAAAGACCUCUGCUGCUUCUUGGAUGAUGACAGAUUAAAAAGCAAGAAACUAGCUAGUGAGUGGCAACUAUUUGGCUACCAUGCAGCUAAAGUCUUAAGGGAAGACUUGGGUGGGUACCUUAAAAAACUGGCUGAACUGGAGAGGCGGCAGGAUGAGCUUGUGAGGGAAAACACAUGUCUGUCUGAAGUUUUUCUGGCUCUAGAAGAAGAUGGGGCCUCCAUAAGGCACCAUGCUAGCCCCGUGGCUUCAUCAGAGCUUAGUCUUUUACCCUGUGGACCACGAGACUUAGGCGACGGGAGCUCCAGUACAGGCAGUGUCGGGAGUCCAGACCAACUGCAUGUUGUUUGUUCCCCUGAUGACUGA